AUGACCAGCCCCCCAAAGCCAAAACUGGAUCAAGCAAGAAGCCCGCUGCUGCCCCCUUCGGUGCCAGCAAGGCUACUAAGGCUAAGAAGAACCCUCUCUUCGAGGCCACCCCCAAGAACUUCGGUAUUGGCCAGGACAUCUGAUCUGACCCGCUUCGUCAAGUGGCCGGAGUAUGUCCGUCUUCAACGCCAGAAGGUUAUCCUCCACCAGCGACUCAAGGUCCCUCCCGCCAUCGCCCAAUUCUCCCACACCCUCGACAAGAACACCGCUACUCAGUUGUUCAAGCUCCUCAACAAGUACCGUCCUGAGAGCAAGCUGGAGAAGAAGGCCCGUCUUACGGCCACCGCUGCCACCGCCGCUGAGGGUAAGGACAAGGAUGCGAAGGAUUCGAAGAAGCCUCUGUUCGUCAAGUACGGUCUCAACCACAUCGUUGCCCUCAUCGAGGCCAAGAAAGCUUCCCUCGUUGUCAUUGCUCACGAUGUCGACCCCAUCGAACUUGUCGUCUUCCUGCCUGCCCUCUGCCGCAAGAUGGGUGUCCCCUAUGUGAUCGUCAAGGGCAAAGCUCGUCUCGGCACCGUCGUCCACAAGAAGACCUCCGCUGUCCUCGCCGUCCAGGAAGUUAGGAGUGAGGAUCAGCGUGACCUCGCCACCCUUAUCAGCGCCGCCAAGGCCAACUUCACCGACAAGUACGACGAGGCUCGUCGUCAAUGGGGUGGAGGACUCCGUGGCAACAAGUCGACCCAGAUGCUCCGUAAGCGUGCUAAGGCUGCCGGCCAGAGUACCACCAACCCCGCUCUUGGCAAGCUCUAA
Messenger RNA from Cyclocybe aegerita, 810 nucleotides. Lineage: Eukaryota; Fungi; Basidiomycota; Agaricomycetes; Agaricales; Hemipholiotaceae. The record is from the annotation of a GenBank genome assembly.